Molecule: messenger RNA, 513 nt
Organism: Soboliphyme baturini
Lineage: Eukaryota; Metazoa; Nematoda; Enoplea; Dioctophymatida; Soboliphymatidae
Source: the annotation of a GenBank genome assembly
AUGGCGAUCGCCACUAUCUUCCAUUCUGACCGAGAUCUGUGUGGAACGGUUCGAAGAAACGGCGUUGAAUCAAUGGGACUCAGACCACUGGAUGAUACAUUGGUCCUAUGGAAGCAUGGUGAAGAGCAACCGGACGUAUUUCGCGUACAUCUGAACUCCAUGCACGAAAACAUAGCAGUGCAGCCGUUGUUCGUGGCGAUGGACAGCUGCGUCAUGCACUAUUUACGACGAAUAUGCGAUGAGCGGCAUAUGCAUCGGGCGAGCCGUGAAGAACGGAAGGAAUAUCAACGGAACGGAACGGUCUAUCAACUGCAAAUCGCUCGGAUCGAUCAUCACCGCCAGAUCCGCCAUGUAGGCGCUGUCAAGCCGUACUGUGCGCUCCGAGUCCGAGCGGAACUGGCGAAUGAUGUCGACGAAUCAUCGAUCACUUCCGUCCGUAUCGUCGUCGAUCACAGCCACCGUACGACGUCUACCACGAAGUCAGGAGGACGGUAUUUCGUAUCAUGUUUAUAA